Parasteatoda tepidariorum (common house spider) is the source of this 841-nucleotide messenger RNA. The record is from RefSeq and is a predicted model, not a curated record. NCBI's taxonomy places the organism in Eukaryota, Metazoa, Arthropoda, Arachnida, Araneae, Theridiidae.
UGACUGAGUUUAGAUUAAGGUUUACGUUUAACGCCAGCGGAAACAUGGCAGCAUUGACAACGUCCUGUCGCUAAUUUAAUACUUUUUUUUAUUAUGUUUAUUACUUUUCAUCAGUUUUUUUUUCCUUCUGCUUUAUCUCUCUGUUCUGUGUGUUCAUCCGGUUUUCUUCAGAAUUAAAAAUCUUUUUCUUGUACUAGACUGCGUGGUAUCAUGACGACUUACAAUUAAUGCGUUAAGCUUAUACGUAAACACAUGGAUACUUUGUUUUAUAGAAAAUUUAUGUGGUUUAUUCAUUGGUUUAAUAUUUUGAGCAAAUAUAUUAUUUCAACAUCAGACGGUAAAGAGUAUUUCAAGUUCUAAGAAAUGACAUAAAAUAACUUUAUUAACCUCAAAUGAAGAUGAACUAUUACAAAAUUCUGUGAUGACUUCCUGUGUACCUAUGGCGCAGUUACAGCAAAAUUACAAAACGAGAGAAACCACAAAAUCCCAAAUGAAAGAGAGAAAACGAAAUCAAUUAAUUACUCUAUUGAAGGAUGCUGAUAGAUAUGUGGAAGAACUAGCCAGUUUCGUUUUGAGAGCAGCUUCAAGUGGCCGCUUAUCUGUAGAUCUAGGCAAGGAAAAAGAAAAACACCUGUCUACCCGAUCAAAGAAGAAAGAAUUGAUAUGGAAAAUGAAAUCUGAAUGGGAUAAGUUAAAAAUUCCAGAUAAACCAUCAGCAGUUUCUAUUGACAUAGUUGGCACAAAAUCUUUAAAAGUAAAAUUCUCGCCAAGCAUAUCGUCCAGAGAGCCUGAUGCUAAUGUCACAAAAUACAAAGUAAAUAGACCUUUGAUGCAGCAGUGA